Molecule: messenger RNA, 545 nt
Organism: Pimephales promelas (fathead minnow)
Lineage: Eukaryota; Metazoa; Chordata; Actinopteri; Cypriniformes; Leuciscidae
Gene: lnc.lemp
Product: lncRNA encoded micropeptide
Biological process (GO): positive regulation of mitochondrial membrane potential
Cellular component (GO): mitochondrial inner membrane
Source: RefSeq, a predicted model, not a curated record
CCUUCACACGCGGUUUACAGUCCUGUGUUUCCUCCAGUAGUAGCUGCUGAGGUGAACAUGGCCGAUCUGUCGGAGAGGACGUUACAGGUCGCUAUAGUCGUUUCUUUUGCGGCGGGUUUUGUCGCAGGCUGGCAGGCAAACAGAAUGAGAAGAAAGUUCUUGGACUGGCGGAAAAAGCGAUUACAGGACAAACUCGCAGAAACACAGAAGAAGCUAGACCUGUCAUGAGAGAUAAAAAAUAUCAUGUUGGCUAACUAACUGACCUGUGACUUUGGUCAUCAAAGCCCUGAAUUCUGAAUGAGUCUGUAACAGCACCUCUUUUGGAGCUCUCAGCAGGAGCAAGCCCGGGAUCAGAGACAGUCUACAUUCUGGAGGAAAGCAAUACAAUCUUUAAGGAAUUUAAACAAUGAGAAACAUUUUCCUUAAUGUUUGUGAAAGCCAUACAUCAUAGUGUUUCCAUGUCUGUGCCUUCUCCUUUUCUGUAAAAUGGCCGUAAAAUGAAUUGAAAUGUUUGUUGACUCAAUAAAAAAGUAAUAUGCAUAUUA